GGUGCAAUAAUAUAUUAAACUGUAUUGAAAUCCGUUUACAGAGUGAUAAAAAAUUAAAUUAAUUUCUAGUUGAAUCAAAACUUGAAAUGAAAUGGAGAAUGUAGAAAUAAAAAAUGGCUGUACUUCAUCGCAGCCUGAGAUUGUCAAGAAUACAAGCCAGAAAAAGGAUCCUACACCCUCAACUUCCAGUUCAUCGAGGCCUAAAACUAGUUUUAGUCUCACCUCCAACAGCUGGAAGUCAAUGAAGUUAAUGUUGGGUGACAAAAUUUCUGCCUAUGUGUUUGCUCUUCGCCCUUGGUCUUUUAGUGCGUCACUCACCCCUGUGUUCCUGGGCUGUGCUCUUGCUCACAAAGUACAGCCAGCUUCACUAAUUGCUUUGUUCCUCACAGCCUUGUCAGCUCUCUCAGUGCAUGCUGCAGGCAAUGUGGUCAAUACCUAUUUUGAUUAUGUCAAAGGAAUUGAUAGCAAGAAAAGUGAUGAUAGAACUCUAGUGGAUAAGAUACUCUCUAAAGAUGAAGUGGUAACAUUAGGUGCGUUACUCUACCUCAUUGGAUGUGCCAGUUUUGUGUUACUAACCAUGUUAUCACCUGCAAGAUUUGAACAUCUGGCACUUGUGUUUUUUGGGGGAAUGUCAAGCUCUUUUCUGUACACUGGAGGUGUUGGAUUCAAGUACAUUGGUUUAGGAGAUGUCUUGAUAAUAAUUAUCUUUGGUCCAAUCUCAGUGCUCUUUUCCUACAUGGUUCAAACUGGCCACAUUCAGUGGUCAACAAUCAUCUACGCCCUCCCAUUGGCUCUUAAUGCUGAGGCCAUUCUUCACUCCAACAACACAAGAGACAUGGAAUCAGACAAGCAAGUUGGGAUUGUGACGCUUGCUAUUCUCUUGGGCAGAAGUGCCUCUGAAGUGCUCUUUGCAUUUUUCCUCUUCAUCCCUUAUAUCAUGUUUGCAGUUUGGUGUCUCAAGUAUUCACUGUGGCUUGGGCUCCCUCUUUUGACCAUAUCAGAAGCAUUCAAAAUAGAGAAGCAUUUCCGAGUGGAUAAGCUACUCAUUCCCAAAUGGACUGCUCGUCUAAAUUUCUAUCUGGGAUUUUUGUACGUUUUUGGAUGUGCACUCACAAGCUCCAGCAAACUUCCUCUGUAACCUUGUGUAAUUGGUAGCAAAUUUUUACAUAUCAUGAACUGUUUGCCUAUAUUAUUAUUUUACCUCUAAAAUAUAUUAGUUAGUGCAGUGUAG
This is a messenger RNA of Hyalella azteca, 1231 nucleotides long. RefSeq names its product ubiA prenyltransferase domain-containing protein 1 homolog (gene heix). The transcript has a single exon. The record is from RefSeq and is a predicted model, not a curated record. Gene Ontology annotation, molecular function: prenyltransferase activity. Gene Ontology annotation, biological process: menaquinone biosynthetic process; vitamin K biosynthetic process. The coding region runs from base 92 to 1138 and encodes 348 amino acids. NCBI's taxonomy places the organism in Eukaryota, Metazoa, Arthropoda, Malacostraca, Amphipoda, Hyalellidae. Gene Ontology annotation, cellular component: Golgi membrane; endoplasmic reticulum.